Molecule: messenger RNA, 795 nt
Organism: Leptopilina heterotoma
Lineage: Eukaryota; Metazoa; Arthropoda; Insecta; Hymenoptera; Figitidae
Product: aspartic and glutamic acid-rich protein-like
Exons: 7
Coding region: 1-795 (264 amino acids)
Source: RefSeq, a predicted model, not a curated record
AUGACUGGAAUUCAGAUUUUAGGUUGUUUAUGGGACUUAAAUUCAAAAUUACGUAAACAUCUAAACAUUACCGGUAAUUUAGAAAAAGUUACAGAAGAUGCUGUACCAAAAGAUGAUAAAGAUGUUCCGCAUGAUGAACAUGCUGUACAAGACAAUACAAAAAAUGACGUAGAAGAUGGUAGAGAAAAUGCUGUGCAAGAUGAUGCAAAAGCAGUUGCACAAAAAGACAAUACUGAAGAAGAUGGUAUAGAAAAUGCUGUACAAGAUGAUGCAAAACAAGUUGCACAAGAAUGUACAAAAGAUGUUAUUGAACACGAUAAAUAUAUUGUAGUAGAAAAUACAGAUGAUGUUCUGGAAAAAUAUAAAGAUGAUAUUGUAGAAGAUGCAACAGAUGAUGGUACAGAAGAUGUUGCAGAAGAUGGUAAAGAUGUUGUAGAAGAAAGUACAGAACAUGCUGUACAAGACAAUACAAAAGAUGAUGCAGAAAAAGGUAUAGAAGAUGCUGCAGAAGAUGAUGCAAAAGAAGAUGAACAACUAGAAGAUACUCUUCAAAAAAAUACAAUCGAUAUUGUCGAAGAUGGUACAGAAAAUGUUGCAAAAGAUGGUACAAGAGAUGCUGUACAAGAUGAUGAAAAAGAAGAAAGUGCAGAACAUGCUGUACAAGACAAUACAGAAGAUGGUACAGAAGAUGCUGUACAAUGUGAUGCAAAAGAAGAAGAUGCCCUGGAAAAAGAUGAUAUUGUAGAACAUACAACAGAAGAUGAUACAGAAGAUGCUGUACAAUAUGAUGCCUAA